GGGGGUACAGGGGGCAGGGGGGAUUGUCGGGGCGAGAAGCGGAGAAGCUCAGGGCAGCAGGACAAGGGGAGCGGAGGGGUCCCCGAGAACCUGGGCCCUUGGAUGGAGAGGGGGAUGAAGGAGGCCAGGUUUGGAACAAACAGGGACAGGGGAGGCGGGCUAUGAGGAGGGGCGCCGGGGAGAAGUGAGCUGAGGCGCAAAAGGAGAGUGUGUGUUUGGGGGAAGGGAAGGCAGAGCAGGUAUGGAGGCCGCAGCUCAGGAGGUAUCUGUGGGGUCAGACUGGAGACCCCCGGGUGGGCUGGAGGGGCAGGACUGGGAGCGGGAAGCGGGGGGGUUCUCCCAAAUCCUGGGGAAGGAAGAUGAUGGGACCAACAGCUAGGGAAGAAGGGGGCACCAUUGCUGAGGGGCCCGGAAGCUGGAAUAGGGUGGACGGAGGCCCAAGCCAGGACCAGAGAGGGGAUGCCAGGGAGUGAAAAUAGAUGGAUGGGUGGAAUUUGAAAUGCCUGGUUCAGUGCCCCCACCUUCCCUUCAGCACCCCCGCCCUGCCCUUGUGACCCCCCACCAAGCCUCAGGGUCUGAGAAGGGGUGACAAGGCUGAGGCUCCCCAUUCUCCAGUGGGGUGCAAUGUACGCAAGUAGGCCCUAGGCAUAACUCCUUGUCUGUAGGUGUGUCCGGUUCUGUGGCAGAUUUGUAUGUGUCUGGAGGUCCUUGUGAGCCUGUGGGUGUGUCGGUUGGUGUUUACGUCUGUGUGUGUCUGCUGCUUCUAGGUGUGCAUUCACCUCUGUCCACCUGUGUGUCUGGUCCUUGUAGAUCCAGGCUGAAUGUGUGUUUGUGGGGCUCGUCUGGAUGGUAGAUCAGGCUGUAUUUACACAGGAUGAGAAUCUGUCUGAUCUCUCCAGCGUGUGUACGUGUGGCUCAGAACACCUUUGUCAGGGUGUGUGACUGUGUACAGGUGUCUGUGUCUGUCUGUCUGGGGGUCCUAGAAGUGGCUGGGUUUUCUGUACCUGUCUGUUUUCUCUUGAGGACCCAAGUCAUGUCUCUGCUCCUUUUUCUCUCUUUCAUUUGUUCCUGGUCACCACCCACCCCAUGUCUUCCUUUUCUUCUCACUUGACCCCUAUCAAGUGGAUCCGGGACCCAGGGAGGGCCGCCCCCCGGGUCUGGUGGCACUGAGCAGGGCCCCCCAGCCCCCACCUCCUGCCCCACGACAUGAACCUCCUCUACCGAAAAACCAAGCUGGAGUGGAGACAGCACAAGGAAGAGGAGACCAAGAGGAGCUCCAGUAAAGAGGUGACCCCGGCAGGCCCUACGGGGCCUGGGGCGGGCCCAGGGCCUGGGGUCCGUGUGCGGGACAUCACCUCCCUGCGCCGCUCCCUCAGGAUGGGCUUCAUGACGAUGCCCGCCUCCCAGGAGCACACGCCCCACCCCUGCCGCAGCGCCAUGGCCCCACGCUCCCUCUCCUGCCACUCUGUGGGCAGCAUGGACAGUGUGGGGGGUGGGCCUGGGGGUAGUGGUGGGGGUCUCACAGAGGACAGCAGCACCCGAAGACCCCCAGCCAAGCCUCGGAGACAUCCCAGCACCAAGCUCAGCAUGGCAGGAUCAGGAGCAGAGACACCCCCCAGCAAAAAAGCAGGCUCACAGAAACCCACCCCAGAAGGUCGCGAAUCCAGCCGGAAGGUCCCUCCACAGAAGCCCAGGAGAAGCCCCAACACCCAGCUGUCUGUCUCCUUUGAAGAGUCCUGCCCCCAGGCACCCUCUCCUCGAGGGGGGAACCUGCCUCCGCAGCGCCUGAGUAGGGGUUCCAGAAUAGCUGGGGACCCUGAUGUGGGUGCUCAGGAAGAAGAGCCUGUGUACAUUGAGAUGGUGGGGGACGUCUUCAGGGGAGGAGGACGAAGCGGAGCCGGACCCCCUCUUGGGGGUGGGGGCCCAACCCCCCCAGCUGGUGCCGACUCGGACUCCGAAGAGAGUGAGGCCAUCUAUGAAGAGAUGAAGUACCCGCUGCCAGAAGAAGCAGGGGAAGGCUGGGUCACUGGGGCCACCCCAUUGACAGCAACCUCUCCUCCACACCAGCUUCACGCCCUUCAGCCCCAUGGCCAACGCCGCCCAGCUUCAGCCCUCCCGAGCCGGAGGGAUGGGACACCCACCAAGACUACCCCUUGUGAAAUCCCCCCACCUUUCCCUAACCUCCUUCAGCACCGUCCUCCUCUCCUGGCCUUCCCCCAAGCCAAGUCUGCUUCCCGAACCCCUGGCGAUGGUGUCUCGAGGCUACCGGUCCUCUGCCACUCCAAGGAGCCCACAGGUUCCACCCCAGCUCCCCAAGUGCCUGCAAGAGAGCGGGAGACGCCACCCCCGCCACCUCCGCCUCCUGCUGCCAACCUGCUGCUGCUGGGACCAUCGGGCCGAGCCCGGAGCCACUCGACACCGUUGCCACCCCAGGGCUCUGGCCAGCCCCGGGGGGAACGGGAGCUCCCCAACUCCCACAGCAUGAUCUGCCCCAAGGCAGUGGGGGCGCCGGCAGCCCCCUCUGCUCCAGCUGCCUUGCUCCCCGGCCCCCCCAAGGACAAGGCUGUGUCUUACACCAUGGUGUACUCGGCAGUCAAGGUGACCACGCACUCCGUCCUCCCAGCUGGCCCACCUCUAGGUGUUGGGGAGCCGAAGACAGAGAAGGAGAUCUCAGUUCUCCAUGGCAUGCUAUGCGCCAGCUCGAGGCCCCCUGUGCCAGGGAAGGCCAGCCCCCAUAGUGGGGCCAUGGGCACAGCAGCUGGGGUCCUCCACCACCGCAGCUGCCUGGCCUCCCCCCACGGCCUUCCGGACCCAACUGCAGGCCCCUUGGCCCCCCUCUGGACCUACCCAGCCACAGCAGCUGGGCUCAAGAGACCCCCUGCCUAUGAGAGCCUCAAGGCCGGGGGGGUGCUGAGUAAGGGCUGUGGAGUGGGGGCCCCAUCCCCCAUGGUCAAGAUCCAGCUGCAAGAACAAGGGACCGAUGGAGGUGCUUUUGCCAGCAUCUCAUGCGCCCACGUCAUCGCCAGUGCAGGGACACCAGAAGAGGAAGAAGAGGAGAUGGGGGCCACGACAUUUGGGGCAGGCUGGGCUCUGCAGAGGAAGGUCCUAUACGGAGGGAGGAAGGCACAGGACCUGGACAAGGUCGAGGACGGUGUCCGGGCUUGGAAUGGCAGUUCCCAGGUUCCAGGCAAGCUGGAGCGUGAGGACAGGGGCCCUGUGGCAUCAGGGAUCCCAGUAAGGAGCCAGGGGGCAGAGGGCUUGCUGGCCAGGAUCCACCAUGAUCGAGGAGGGAGCCGCACCGCGCUGCCCAUACCCUGCCAGACCUUCCCUGCCUGCCACCGCAAUGGAGACUUCAUGGGAGGCUACCGCCUGGGGCGCUCAGCCUCCACCUCCGGAGUCCGGCAGGCUGCGCUGCACACCCCCCGGCCUUGCAGCCAGCCUAGGGAUGCUCUGAGCCAGGUGAGGUGUGGGUUUUCUUUUAUCUGUGAAGGAGCAGGUAAGGCUUAGGUAUAGAAAGGCAGGAAAGGGCUCAGGCAGGCUGGAGCUGGACUCCAUAUGGUUGGCACAGCCUGAUGGGGACCGAGGGAAACUCAGGGUGAGGGGGCUGAGAAGGCUUCCAGGAUGGGCCUGUUUAAAAUGGGCAGAGAAGGCCAGGCAUGGUGGCACACUCCUGUAAUACCAGCACUCGGGAGGCUGAGG
Molecule: messenger RNA, 3699 nt
Organism: Fukomys damarensis (Damara mole-rat)
Lineage: Eukaryota; Metazoa; Chordata; Mammalia; Rodentia; Bathyergidae
Gene: Nyap1
Product: neuronal tyrosine phosphorylated phosphoinositide-3-kinase adaptor 1
Exons: 5
Coding region: 1207-3507 (766 amino acids)
Biological process (GO): phosphatidylinositol 3-kinase/protein kinase B signal transduction; neuron projection morphogenesis
Source: RefSeq, a predicted model, not a curated record